This is a messenger RNA of Apaloderma vittatum (bar-tailed trogon), 1965 nucleotides long. It is a transcript of the gene HMMR, whose product is annotated as hyaluronan-mediated motility receptor (RHAMM). Gene Ontology annotation, molecular function: hyaluronic acid binding. Lineage: Eukaryota; Metazoa; Chordata; Aves; Trogoniformes; Trogonidae. Gene Ontology annotation, cellular component: membrane. The annotation marks the transcript as partial. The transcript has 15 exons. The record is from RefSeq and is a predicted model, not a curated record.
CCAGCUAAUGGGAUUCUGAAGCCUAAAAAGGAUCUUAUCCUUAUGAAAGAGAGAAAGAAACAGAAGGCACUGGAGAAGGAGAUUCGUGCGUUACUGAGAGAGCGUGGAGAGCAGGAUAAAAAACUUCAGGCUCUGGAUGAGGAUUUUGUUAAGAUUGAAGCAAAGCUGAGUGCUGCGGUCCAGGAGAAAACAUCUCUGCUGGCAAAUGUUGCAUGCCUGAAGAAACAGCUUCUGGAGUUAACAAGAGCCAAUGAACUACUCAAGUCAAAGAUGUCUGAAGAUGGUGUGCAGAAGAAAAUGAGCAGUCUGUGCCUGGAGUUAAUGAAGCUCAGAAAGAAGAGGGAUGCCAAGGAGAAGACUGCACUUGCCAAGCAGGAAGAUAUGGAAAUGAAGCUGCAGAAAGCGCAGAGGAAUCUAGAGCAUUCAAAAGGAAAAGUAGCACAGUUAGAAGAAAAACUGUCAGCUACUGAGAGAGAGAAAGUUGAAGAGAAGUCUGACACUGAGAAACUGCUGGAAUAUAUCACAGAGCUCAGCAGUGUUGCAGAAACAGUUGAGAAAUACAAACUAGAUGUUGCCCGCAUGGAGGAGACAGUGAUAAAGAAAGACCAAGAUAUGGAGAUCCUGAGGGAUACUCUCAGAACAAAAGAGGAGGAAUCAUUUAAGCUGAUAAAAGAACUUAAUGAAAGGUGUCAAUUGCUUCAAGAAGAAAAAGAGAAGGAGUUGUCUGAGACCAAAGGAAAGCUCCUGAGUAUGAGUGCUGAAAUAGAAGACCUGAAAAAAAAAAUGAGUUUAGAAGAACAAGAACACCAAAAACUGCUUGAGAAACACGAGGAGGUGGUUUCUCAGCUACAGCAAGAAAAGGAGUCUUCUGCAUCGAUGCACCAGAAGUUGCAAGAGUUUCAAGAUGAGGUAACGAGUGAGAGACGUCUUCUUGAAGAAGAGCUGAAUGGUGCAAUGAAGGAGCUGAAUAAAUUACAUGCAAAGGAGAAGAAAGCUGAAAAGCUGGUGAGGCAUUUGGAACAAGAAAUCAAAUCUCAAGCUCUUCAACUUGCAGAGAUGGAAGUGAAGUUGAAAGGGAAGAACGCCGAGUUGGAGGAAAUCAAUGAAAUGCACAGCAAAGCUCUCUUCCAAAUCCAAGAAGAGCACAGCAAUACAUUGUGUAAACUUGGAACAACUGUUGCUGAAUUUGAAAGCUACAAGAAUGCAGUAGCUGAGGAAAUACACGAUCUUAAACUGGAGAAUACCUCUCUGCAAGAGGAAAUUGCCAACCUAAAAAAACCAGGCCAAGAUAAUCUACAGCUGCUUCAUGAAGCCGAACAUGCUAAAACCAAAGCAAAAGAAGAAUGUGCAAGGAUGCUUUUAGAAGUGCAGACAAAGCUUGCACUAAAAGAAGCAGAAAUGGCGAGAACAAAAGAGUCUUGCCUCGCAGAAGUGACUAAACUUCAGGAAGAACUGGAAGAGCAAACUCAGGAUCUGAAAAGAAAACUCGACGUGGAAAGAUCAAGGAAAACCAUAGAUGAAGAUAUGGCCUCUAGCUUAAAAGAAGAGAUAAAGACCUGGCGUAAUCGAUAUGAAGACCUACAUAACAAAACUAAGCCUUUUCAGCAACAGCUAGACGCAUUUGAAGCAGAGAAGAAUGUGCUCUUAAAUGAGCACAGCGCAACCCAAGAAGAACUGAAUAAACUAAGUGAUGCAUAUGCUAAACUACUUGGCCACCAGAAUCAAAAGCAAAAAAUCAAGCAUGUUAUGAAGUUGAAGGAAGAGAAUAUUCACCUGAAGCAGGAUGUGUCAAAGCUGCAUGCAUUGCUAGCCAAAGAGAAGCAAACCAGCAGAGAUCUUCAGGAGCAACUACAUGCGAUCCAGGGCGUUAGGCGUUUCCAUCCUUCCAAAGCUUUCCAGCAUGACAGCAAGGAAAAUAUUGCUCCGAAAACUCCUCUUAAAGAAGGCAAUAAAAACAAAAUUUAA